Messenger RNA from Anopheles nili, 2171 nucleotides. It is a transcript of the gene Tom70, whose product is annotated as mitochondrial import receptor subunit TOM70. Lineage: Eukaryota; Metazoa; Arthropoda; Insecta; Diptera; Culicidae. Gene Ontology annotation, molecular function: protein binding. The record is from RefSeq and is a predicted model, not a curated record. The transcript has 2 exons. The coding region runs from base 206 to 1924 and encodes 572 amino acids.
AUUCUGUUUCCAGAGUUGUGAAAAUGGUGUUCUGUGAAGCGGUAAAAGAAAUUAUAUAACCACGGAGAACCGGCGGAAGAAAUACCUUCCAUCAACAUCGAAUGAUUGGAGGCAAAUUAAACUAACAAUAUAUCGUCCCAUAAGUGUGUCGAAUUUUUCGUUCAUGUUUGAAUAAAAUCCAGAAGUGAAAACGUUGCACAAGGCUAUGACGACAGGAAGUACAGGAUCAACAUUCCCCAAAUGGCAGUUAGCUCUUCUUAUCGGGGCGCCAGUGGCCAUCGGCCUUGGCUAUCUAUAUUGGCGCCAAUCGGCUGACCAAGGCAAAGGUGGCGAUAAACUUACGAAAAAGAAGUUGGCCGAAAUUAAGGACAAAACCAUUUCUCUCGACGGAGACGAUCGAUCACGUUCAUCUGAGGAAAAAAAGAAGGAAUCAAAACCGUUGACCGGCCACGAGCUUGCUCAAAAACAUAAGAACGACGGAAACGCAUAUUUCCGUGUAGGAAAGUACGAUCUCGCAAUCAGCGAGUACGAUGCCGCCAUUGAGCACUGUCCAACGUCAAAUGCGAGUGAUCGGGCUACAUAUUAUCAGAACCGUGCGGCUGCAUACGAGCAGCUGCAGAAUUGGCCUGCCGUUAUCAAGGAUUGUACGAAUGCCAUCGAAUGCAAUCCGGGAUAUAGUAAGGCUCUGACUCGUCGUGCCAAAGCCCAUGAACAGCUGAAGGAUUUAUCGAAAGCACUAGAGGAUGUUACUGCCGCAUGUAUUUUGGACCAAUUUCAGAACAGAACGACCCUCGUUAUGGCUGAUCGAAUGCUGCAAGAGCUGGGUCUGCAGCAUGGUAAAGAGGCUAUGAAGCUCAAAAAAGAAAUAUUUCCUUCAAAGCAGUUUCUAAGAAGCUACUUUAGUUCUUUCAACAAUGACCCAAUUCGAAAAAUAGUCGUAGCCAGCUCUGAACCGAAAGGGUUCAUCAAAGCCAAGCUUCUUUUUGACAAGGGUGAUUACGAAGGAAUUGUGUCGGCUUGCACUGAAGAAAUAGAAUCCAGUGAAUCGGAAUCGGAGUACAAACUGGAAGCGCUGCUGCUCAGAGGCACGUUCUACAACCUGAUUGCUAGUUACGAUGAAGCCAAGCAGGACCUUGAAGCGGUAGUUGAACUGCAGACGGCAGAUAAGCGAUUACGUUCAAACGCGCUCAUCAAGCUAGCAUCUUUGGCCAUGCAGACGCAGCACGACACACCCGGCUUCUGUUUUAAGUACUUUACCGAAGCCGAAGAGAUUGAUAGUACCAAUGGGGACAUUUAUCAUCAUCGUGGACAGGUAUUCAUUUUAAUGGACCGCAUGGAUGACGCUAUUGCAGAUUUCGAACGCGCCUACAAAUUAUGCUCUACGUCUGGCAUUAUUGCAACGCAUCUUUGCUAUGCUAAAUACCGCAUGGCAAUGCAGAAAAAAGAUGACGGAGCAAUUGCACAAAUCAAGAAAAGGUUCAAUGAAGUAAUUGAACAGUAUUCAGACUGCGUCGAAUGUUACAGUAUCAUGGCCCAGAUGCUCACCGAGGAGCAAAAAUUCGAGGAAGCGGAUGGUUACUUCGUACGAGCAUUAAAUAUUGAAUCAGAUAAUGCCCAAAUCUACGUACAUAGGGGCGUUCUACAGUUGCAAUGGAAAGGCGAUAUCGAUGAAGGUGUGAAAUUGAUUAAAAAAGCAAUACAAAUCGACAGCAAAUGUGAAUUGGCCUUCGAAACACUCGGCACUAUCGAAGUACAACGAGGCAAUCUCACUGAAGCAGUGAAAAUGUUUGACGCGGCCAUUGAGCUAGCACGAACGGAACCAAGUUUAGUUCAUCUGUUCUCCCUAAAAGACGCAGCUAUCGCACAGAUUAACGUGGCAAAGAACAUGGGGUUGAGUUUUAACAGCUUUCAGCCUAACUUUUAAAACUUUGGAUCGUUCCAAGUCGCAUCGCAGACAUUUGCUCGAAUCAGUUUGUAUCCAAUCCGACCUAGUUACGAUCUAGGACGUAUUCCAGGCAAAAUUUACAUAUUAUUUAACGUGAAACUUCACGAGUUUUUUGUUUGAAAUUCUCCUUACUUGUUCAACAUUUCCUGUGCACCGAAUUCCUGUCCAUAAAUCCGAAGCUACUCGGGUUGUUGGCUAUGUUAUUAUUGAAUAAAUCGCCUGAGAU